Messenger RNA from Theobroma cacao (cacao), 2004 nucleotides. Its product is annotated as SEC14 cytosolic factor family protein / phosphoglyceride transfer family protein. Lineage: Eukaryota; Viridiplantae; Streptophyta; Magnoliopsida; Malvales; Malvaceae. The record is from RefSeq and is a predicted model, not a curated record.
CGAUCGCUAUCGAAAGAACAGAACGUUCAAAACAUUAAAUAGUUUAAUAAAACCUACUAACAAAAUAAAAACACGACCGAAGAGUUUCCUGUUCGAAUUUGCCGACAAGACCAGAAAAAGUCUGUUAAAAAUUUUUAUAAGCUCCAAAUCUGCCAAAAAAAUGAAUCGAUAUUUUGGGGUAGAUUUGUUUUUAUUAUAAAAUUCAGUGAGAUUUGAAGAGCUAGAGCUUACUCGUUUAAUUUCGGUACAGUUGAUUGCUUUAUUAAUUGGGAAUGGUGAAAUUUUCAUAGGUUUCUCAAUUUUGGGUUAUUUGUUAUUUCCAUGGAAGAGAAAAGAGGUUAUAAAGGAAAUUUAGGUGUUUCGAGUCCCAAAACAUAUCCUAAGAGUAUUUGCAGGCAAAUAACUGGAAUAAGCAAUGGUAGAGAUCUUAAGGGUGCAGCAGGUCAUGUAGCAAUAUUUUUACUCAAAGUUGCUGCAUUGGAAACUGUUAGAAGGGUCUCGAAGGCUAAAUGUCCCUUUUUAUGGCGUGGUAUCCAGGCUUUGCAAGUUGUAUGCUAUCCACCCGUUAAUUGUAUUCAGAAAUUGGCUCCCUUUAAGGGUUUGGUUAAAGGAAUGCAGAUGUUGUCGAGGCCAUUAUUGGUGCUUUCAAUCGCGACAGCAUUUUCAGAUCAAGAAGAGUGUAAGGAUGAAGCCCCGGAUGGUACUAGUGCUUCUCCGGUGUAUUCAGAAUCACGUCCUGAGGAAUACGCUGUGCAGUCUGACUUGGAUACAAGGUACAUUGAGCAGAUCAGUAAUGAAGCUUCCCAAAAUCUAGAAUGUGAAAGCUGGUUGGAUCAACUCCACAAGGAUCUGGAAAAUCAAGGAAUUAGUUUACCAGAGAGAAUCAAUGACGAAGAUCUCCGUAGAUUUCAUGCUGCUGCAAAUGGUGACUUUUUAGUUUUGCUAUCAUCAAUUAAAAAGACAAUCAGAUGGAGGGAGACAUAUAGAAUUCUUUCUCAAGAAGAGCUUGAGACAUGGGCGAACAUGGUAUUCUGGCAUGGAUAUGAUGUCAUGCACAGACCUUGCCUCAUAGUACGGCUUGGGCUAGCUUGCUCCAGCUUGCCAUCUCAUGACAGACCUCGUUUUGCUCAGGCAGUCAUAUCUCAAGUAGAGCAUGGAGUGAUGCAUUUAGUCAGUCCAGAAAAACCUGAAGUUACAGUUCUCGUAGACUGUGCAGGAUUAACUCCUUUCAGAAUUCCCAUGCAAAUAAUGAGAUCCUGUUCUUCCCUCUUGCAAGACCAUUACCCCAACCGUCUUGGCUGCUUGUUUGUUAUACGGCUUCCUCCAGUUGUUCGUGUUAUUGCUCAGACUUUUAUUCAGAUCUGUGGCUUUUCUCAGGUUCUGAAACCAGUUACUAGGAAAAAGUUAAAAAUUGGAGGAGAAAUGUAUCGCAAGGUUCUCUUUGAGAAUCUACAGACACUCCCAUCAUAUCUUGGUGGAGAUUGCAGGUGCACAAAAUGUUUAACUAUUGGUGUUCAUGAUGUGAAGCGUUCACACAGAGACCAGAUCAACAAGAUACAGGCAAGUGAAGAUGUUAGCAACAGCGAGGAUAUACCCACAACCAGUAUGAUUUGUCAGGAUGAUAUUCAUGAGAGUGGGAGCUGUGACCAGGUAUUGAGAACUGCCAUAGUAGGCCUGCUCAUGUUCUGGGUUCUUAUAGCGUUAAUUGCAGGAUUAUAUGAUCCUGAAAGCCAUCCCUUUCAAUCUCAAUAAGAAAAAAGCGGUGCUUUUUAUUGGGACUGUCAAGCUCUUUUCUUGUUCAAUUCUGCUUAUUUUGAUAGUCUCUGAGUGUGUAAAUUGGUCCCCAUUGUGUUUAAAUCCUUUCUGGCGAAAGUUUAUGCUGUAGUAGUACAACCAAAUUCUUUUAAUAGUCGAGCUAAGUGUGCAGCUCUAUAUUGUUGUCCAUAUGCAGAAAUUGUAUCUAAGGUAAUAAAUUAAUAUCAUAUUCUGAACUCUCAAUAUCAA